Helobdella robusta is the source of this 969-nucleotide messenger RNA. RefSeq lists its product as hypothetical. Lineage: Eukaryota; Metazoa; Annelida; Clitellata; Rhynchobdellida; Glossiphoniidae. Gene Ontology annotation, biological process: phosphatidylinositol phosphate biosynthetic process. Bases 1 to 969 code for a protein of 322 amino acids. Gene Ontology annotation, molecular function: 3'(2'),5'-bisphosphate nucleotidase activity. The record is from RefSeq and is a predicted model, not a curated record. The transcript is spliced from 8 exons.
AUGUCAGACAGUCAGAAGAAAAAAGGGGCGAAAGAGGAGGGGUCCAUGCUGCUACGUCUGAUUGCCUCAUCUAUUACCAUCGCCAACAGGAGUGGUAACAUCAUCAGGGAGGUUAUGAGUGGAGGGAAUCUACAGAUUGUGGAUAAGGUUCUUUUUGGCAUCAAUGACCUGCAGACAGAAGCAGACAGGAGAGUCCAGAAAUGUAUACUGGCCUCACUCCAUCACAAGUUCCCUGAUCUAACCGUCAUUGGGGAAGAGGAGGACACGUUCGACAAUUCUGAAUGGAUUGAGGAGGGUGAGGAUGAUGAAGUUUACAAGCAGGAAAAAAAUUUUCCGCCUCAACUUCUGUCAGCUAAUCAAAAUAAUCUAUGCGUAUGGGUAGAUCCAUUAGACGGCACUAAUGAGUACACAAAAGGCCAUCUUGAUCACGUGACAGUUUUGAUUGGCAUUGCAGUUGAUGGCAAAGCAGUAGCAGGAAUCAUUCAUCAGCCAUACUACAAAUGCGAUUGUGGUGCUGGUAAUGUCAAAUUGGGUCGAACAAUAUGGGGCGUAGUUGGCUUAGGAGCGUUCGGUCUGACGAGGCAGUCGCCGCCAACAGACUGCCGACGAAUCGUAACGACUCGCUCGCAUGAAACGCACCUGGUCAGGAUGGCUGUUGACGCCUGUGAGGCCAGUGAAGUCAUCAAAAUCGGAGGGGCUGGCUUCAAGGUAUUAUACUUGAUAGAAGGCAAAGCACACGCGUACAUCUUCGCGAACACGGGCUGCAAGAAAUGGGACACAUGUGCGCCUGAGGCAGUCCUCAGAUCUGUCGGUGGAGUCCUGACGGAUGUCCGCGGGUCUGACAUCGAGUACGGUGCCAACGAGGACCCCCCAAACAACGGCGGCAUCGUAGCCACGGCGUCGAAGGAGACCCACCUUUGGUAUAUAGAACGAAUACCUGAAGCUGUUAAAGUGGGCUUGAAUGUUUAA